AUGGAGCUGAUGGGAUCGGCGCCAGAUGGAAGCAUAUCAGAUGACCGGCAGACCUUGACUCUCCGAAGUUGGCUAAAACUCGAGAGUCGCACGCUUUCGGACGCUGCUGAUGUCUUUGGUUCUUUGAUGUUGAGUGUUCGCCACAUCCAUCGCAAGCGGAUCGUGCACAGCGAUUUGAAGCCGGACAAUAUUUUCUGUGUAGCAGAACGUUCCAAGGUCAAAGUGGUUCGCAUCGGUGACUUCGGUCUUGCUGGUGAGAACCAGCUCUUCCGCCAAUUUGACCAGCUCUCUUCGAAGAUGCUGAAGAAUAAGACCGCAAUGGGGGGCACACCUGGAUACACUGCUCCGGAGAUCCUCCUGUGCGCCCGACAUGGGCCAUCUUCCGGGGCGAAUGCUUGUAGUGACAAGGUGGACAUCUAUUCUUGUGCAGUAAUCUUGUUGGAGCUCUUGUUGCAGCCAUUCAGGACGCACAUGGAACGCAUCAGCACCAUGGACAAGUUCAACGAAAGCAAGAUUGUUCCUGGAUAUGUCGCCGUGCGGCUUCCAAAGACGCGAUGUCUUCUGCAGGAGAUGGCAGAGAGCGAUCCUGCCGCGAGGCUCUCUGCAGAAGAGGUUUGCAAGCGAUUUGAGAAGGAGGCUGGCAAGCAUUCCUUCACUGCUCAGCGGGAUGACACGGGAAAGCGCCGAAAGGGACGGUUGGUUCAGGCUUUUAACUUCCUCCAGGCAAGCGUUGCAGCACCAGACUCACGAAAAGAUACGAAGAGACUGCUCGGUCGUGGCUUGGCUUCGGCGGGAGCUUCACAGAGGCAGCUACAGAGACUCUUCGGAAGCUCAGCCCUGCAAAGAGAGAUGAGGACCUGUGGUGACUUAAAAGAGGAAGACCAUGAUUUGAACGGCUUCACUUUGGAGCACUAUGAGGCGUCAAUACUGCCCACACUGCAUGAUGCCAUCAAAGUGGCAGGGCCCCUCUCUAUUUUGGCGAGUCCAUGGAGCCCACCACCUUGGAUGAAGACAAAGACAGAGUUCAAUGGUGAUGGUCAUCUUCGUCCGGAUUGCUACAAGGUCUGGUCGCAUCACUUUGUUCGAUUUGUGCAGGAGAUGGAAAAGAAGGGUGUCCCAAUCUGGGCCGUCUCUGUUCAAAAUGAGCCAGAGGCAGCACAAAUCUGGGAAUCCUGCAUCUACACAGCAGAGGAGGAGCGAGAUUUUGUACGAGACCAUUUGGGGCCUGCCUUAGAGGCAGCGGAUUUGAGCAAAGUCAAGAUCAUCAUUUGGGAUCACAACCGUGCCUCGGCAGCCUUGGCCAAGUUCCGAAUCGUGAACCAUAGUCAGUAUGGAGACAGCCGCUUCGAAACAUGGCCUGAAAGCUACGAGAUUGAGUUUGAGGACCGCCAGCAUGAAGAGGAAGCCGUUCACGAAUUGCGAGCAAGGCUUGGGUUUGACAACGUGCGCCGCGUCGCGGAGCUUCGACCUGACAAGCACAUUCUCUUCACAGAAGGCUGCCAGGAGCUCUCUGGACGCAGCUUGGAGCAGAUGCUCGGUGUGUGGAAACUGGGCGAAAGGUAUGGCAUGAACAUCAUUUCUGACAUGAACAAUGGUGUUGAAGGAUGGAUUGAUUGGAACCUAUGCCUUGAUGAGAGAGGCGGCCCAAAUCACGUGGGCAAUUUUUGUUCUGCACCGAUCAUUUGCGACACUCGUAGUGAUGAGAUCUUGAGACAGCCGUCUUUCUGGUGCGCCGGGCGUUGCUUCAACUUGCACGGACAGUCUCAUUAUUUCCCAAGGGACAUUUGUUGA
This is a messenger RNA of Durusdinium trenchii, 1791 nucleotides long. The record is from the annotation of a GenBank genome assembly. NCBI's taxonomy places the organism in Eukaryota, Dinophyceae, Suessiales, Symbiodiniaceae.